Molecule: messenger RNA, 2276 nt
Organism: Panonychus citri (citrus red mite)
Lineage: Eukaryota; Metazoa; Arthropoda; Arachnida; Trombidiformes; Tetranychidae
Product: protein arginine N-methyltransferase 1-like
Exons: 6
Coding region: 417-1538 (373 amino acids)
Biological process (GO): peptidyl-arginine methylation
Cellular component (GO): nucleus
Molecular function (GO): protein-arginine N-methyltransferase activity
Source: RefSeq, a predicted model, not a curated record
AACCAAAGGGAAACAUGCUGUUUGUUGUUCUUUAAAGAGAAUCAUUUGUUUCUAUUGUUAAGUUAAUCAACAAUUAACCGGCUUUCUAAUUUAAUCUAAUUGUUUGAACCGUUAAUGUCAUUUACUAAUCUAUUUGCCCUUUAAUCAGCCGGUUCUCUGGCCGAACUCUAAAUUUUCCUUUGUCCCUUUUUGUUUCAAUUUCUUCUCUGUGUCUCUAUUGUCUGCUUGUGAUCCAAUCUUUUUCUUUCUCUCUGUUAAUCCGUUUGUUUUUCUCUUUCUCUCUCUGUAAUAUUUAAUUCAUUUCUUUGUUGUCUAUUUGUCUUUGUUCCUCUCAUCUUUGUCUUCCUCUUUAACAUCGCUGAUUGAUACUUUUUAUCCAAGUUUAUUGAGAAAGUUGUUCUACUGUUUCUUGUACUAUGGAAUCCGCUCAGAUUGACAAUGCUGUUACCAAUCAUGCCAAUGGAGGUGAUACCGACGGUAAAGAUCUUUGUGAAGCCGAAGUGUUGAUCCUUGAUGAUAACAAUGAAAUCGUUAAUAAAGCUCCUGAUGAAAUGACCAGUAAAGAUUAUUAUUUUGACAGUUACGCUCAUUUUGGAAUUCACGAGGAAAUGUUGAAAGAUGAGGUUCGAACUGUUACUUAUAAAAACUCUAUGCUCCAUAACAAGCACCUUUUCAAGGGUAAAAUUGUUCUUGAUAUUGGCUGUGGUACCGGUAUAUUAUCCAUGUUUGCUGCCAAGGCGGGGGCCGCAAAAGUCAUCGGUAUCGAAUGCUCUGGUAUUGUUAAUCUUGCUGAACGUGUAAUUAAGGAUAACGGUUUCGACGAUAGAAUUACAAUAGUCAAGGGAAAAGUUGAAGAGGUUGAGCUUCCAGAGGGCAUUGAUAAAGUCGAUAUUAUCAUCUCAGAAUGGAUGGGCUAUUGUCUUUUCUAUGAGUCAAUGUUGGACACUGUUAUUUAUGCUCGUGAUAAAUGGCUGAAAAAAGAUGGUUUCAUGUUCCCAGAUCGUGCAACACUUUACAUUACUGCUAUUGAAGAUAGACAAUAUAAGGAGGAUAAGAUUAAUUGGUGGGAAGAUGUAUAUGGAUUCAACAUGAGCUGUAUAAGAGAAGUUGCUCUUAAAGAACCUUUAGUCGAUGUUGUUGACCCUAAACAAACUGUUACUUCCUAUUGUCUUCUUAAAGAAGUUGAUCUCUACACCGUUCGACCCGAAGAUCUAAGUUUCAAAACUCCGUUUACUCUUGUGAUGAAAAGAGAUGAUUAUAUUCAGGCUUUUGUAACUUUUUUCUCAGUCCAAUUCACUAAAUGCCACAAGCCCACUGGUUUUACAACUUCACCGGAUGCAGCUUAUACUCACUGGAAACAAACUGUUUUCUACAUUGAUCAAUCACUUACCUGCAACAAAAAUGAACAGAUUCAUGGUACUUUUUCAAUGAAACCCAACAAGAAUAAUAAGAGAGAUCUAGAUUUUGAAAUAUUAGUCGACUUCCAUGGGCAACAUAGUGAAAUUAACGACCAAUUAUACACCUACAAGAUGCGGUAAUCAAUUGGAUAAAAUCUCGUUGUAUCAUUGGAUUAUAUCACCGUUUAUUCUUGGUUUAUAUCAGCAGAAAAAAAUCCGGAUGUUUCUUUGUCUUUCUUUUCUUUUUCUCCUAUUCUUUAUUAUUAACUUUUUGCCUCAUUCUAUUCUUCCAUUUCAUCCAUUUUUUUCUGAUCCAUUGACCACCUCUCUCUCUCUCUCUUUCUCUCUCAAGUUUCAAACCAAAAGACACACUCACACACCGUCACCCAUAACAUCCCUUUCUAUUUUCAUCAAAUUUUUCUUCCUCUUGCUCAGUAUACACACAAAUUACAAUUAUUUUCUCAACCUAUCCAAGAUUAACUUAAAAGUUGCAUCAACCAAAUGGAUUAAUGAGAAAAUAAUUUCACUCCUUCAACCAAACAAAAUAAUAUCACCAAGAAUUCAUAUUUUUUUCCUCUCACAACUGAUCAACUAUCCAAACUGAGGAAAUCAAAUCAAAAAGUUUCCCGCCACAGACUAGAAGAUGAUCAUAUUGAUUCAUUUUUCUUGUCUUGUCAUUUUUUUUUCUUCAACCUUUACUUUCUUAUCACCUUUCCCAUCUCUCUCUCUCUCUCUCCUCUCCCUCUCUCUCUCUUUAUCACUCUCUCACCUGUCUCAUUGAUGUACCAUCUAAUUGAAACAAAUCAGUUUCACGUAAACAAACAAAAAAUGGUGCAUAAUUAAACUCAAAUGAUUUGCUCACAAAGCACUAAAUCAAAA